Molecule: messenger RNA, 949 nt
Organism: Cryptomeria japonica (Japanese cedar)
Lineage: Eukaryota; Viridiplantae; Streptophyta; Pinopsida; Cupressales; Cupressaceae
Exons: 2
Coding region: 199-378 (59 amino acids)
Source: RefSeq, a predicted model, not a curated record
AUAACCUCUCAUGCAAGAGAAAUUGUUCUACAAAAUUCCUCUUUUCUCGCACUAAAUUCUCCCUCUUCGUGUUUUUAUUAACAUUUUCUAUUUUUUUCAUUAUUUCCGGAUUUCGAAUUCUUUCAAUUCAGUCUUGAAAUUGACUAGAUUUUGGAAGAGAGUGAGGAGGAUUUAAGGUGGGUUUUGUUUGCAGCUGCGAUGGGCAUAAUUCGGAGUAGUUUUGCCUUCAUAGUUGGCACAGUAGCUGGGGUGUAUGUGGCGCAGAAUUACAACGUACCGAACAUACAGAAGGUCAUCAAUACUGGUCUUUUAAUGGCGAAGCAAAUUGAGGAAAAUUACCGCAAGCCUAAAAAGCCCCCUUCAGACGAUGAUACGUAGUCUCACAGAAUAGAGGAGAUGCCAAUUGGUGAUGACAUCUAUUCAUUACAAGAAAUACCUAUUUUUGAGGAAGGUGCUGCAAGUUUACUCCCAAAAAUGGUGGUUGAACAAAAUUGCUGAACAACCCAACUUUAAUCUGCAUUUUAUGAGCAGCAAGAUUCCCUAAUUAUAGUUAUGUCAGUACUUGAUUCCCCAAAGAUAGCUUGUGUCAUUGAUCUGCCCAACUCAGCAGCAGAAAUGGGAGAAGUCAACUUUAGCAUUUUCUGUUUAAUUUGAAAGGCCAUCCAUAGGAUGUGCGUAAGUUAAAAUUAUAAUUUCUAUUAAGACUUUGAUCAUUUGAUAUAAAUAUGGGGCCAAAUAGAUGGGGAUAUAGAUUUUGAUGAUAUAAACUUGUAAUACAUUCUUUUCCGAUAAAAACAGGGUACAGUUGAUUUAGCAAAGCACCUUUCAUGUUAUCAUAAUAGGGAGGUGGAAGGGAGCCAUUCACUUCCGUGUCAGCGACUAUGCAUUUUUCAUUGUGUGGUGUGUUUCAAGUUUUUGUUGGUUAUCAAUUAUUGUAUGAUUUUACUUU